CAGUUCACAAACAUCUUCCACUCUCAUCACUCGACCACUGGCUUGAGCGGUAAUACAACUUCCCACCGCAAUGUUGCAUACUUCAGUCUCGAGGAGCUCACUCUUCCGUCUCUCGCCGAGAUUGAGGCUUGGGACGCUGACUACGAUGGUCGUUUCCUUCAGGAAGACCAAUCUCUCAGGACGUCGGCCGGCGAACCUUGCCCGUUGACCGCCGUCGACCCACGCCUGCUGGACAAGGACGUCUUCCUCCACUGGAACGCAGACCAAAAUCUGAAUCAAGAAGCAUUGCUAGCAGUAUACUCUCCGCAGGCCCCGAACCAGCCAUUCUCCAACGAGAAUGCUUCCUCGCCACCCACGGAUGCUGCGCCAUCAGCAGAUCGCUUCUGCAUGCUGUGCGAGAAAGCCUUCAAGUAUCCCAAGGACUUCCGACGACAUUGGCAGAGCGUUCAUGAAAGCAGCUUCGAUUACGAGUACAAAUGUCCUGUGCAGACUUGCAAGUAUCAUUUACUAGGCUUUGCUCGGAAGGAUAACCGAAAGAGACAUGUGAGAAAGAAGCAUCCGAAUUUUGCUUUGAUGUUGGCUUAG
Molecule: messenger RNA, 585 nt
Organism: Cercospora beticola
Lineage: Eukaryota; Fungi; Ascomycota; Dothideomycetes; Mycosphaerellales; Mycosphaerellaceae
Source: RefSeq, a predicted model, not a curated record